AUGAGGGUGGCGUGGUCGGUGAUAUCGCGACCGAGUCGACGAUGUCACCUGUCGCUGCCGUUGAUCCUGAUCCUCACGCUAUCGCUAUCGUUGCCGAUAACGUGUUCGUUACCGGCCGAUAUAGUACAGAAAUUCCACGAUCCAGAAGUGGAACGUAUGAACCACCUGGUAGUGGACAAGAACACGGGCCGGGUGUACGUAGGCGCAGUUAAUCGUCUCUAUCAGCUGUCGCCGGACCUGCUGCUGGUCGUAAAGGAGGUCACCGGACCGAAGGGCGAUUCCACAGCGUGCUCGAUGCUAGACUGCCCCCGUGAGGCGCAAAAGCGGCCAGUCGACAACGUAAACAAGGCCCUGGUGAUCGAUUACACCACUACGCGGCUCAUCUCCUGCGGCAGCCUAUUCCAAGGCAUGUGUACAGUGCGCAAUCUGCACAACAUAUCGGACGUGGUGCAGGAAGUAAAGGAGGCGGUGGUAGCAAACAACGCCACUGCGUCAACGGUCGCGUUCAUCGCACCUGGCCCGCCAAAUCCACCGGUCUCCCAAGUCAUGUACGUCGGAGUGACCUUCACCGGUAAUUCACCUUAUCGCUCGGAAGUGCCGGCGGUGAGCUCACGUUCCCUCGACAAGGACAAGAUGUUGAACAUCGCAGAAGCAGCAGUGACGACCGGUACGCGAAUGUACGUUAACUCUCUAUCGCGCGAACGUUACCCUAUUAACUACAUCUACGGCUUCAGCAGCGGUGGGUUUAGUUAUUUUCUCACCACACAAAUGAAGAAUACGGAGACACCGAUCUAUUUGUCAAAAUUGGUCCGCGUGUGCCAGGAUGACGAGCAUUAUUAUUCUUACACGGAGAUACCGAUUAAUUGCACUAGCGACGAGCGUAUCUACAAUCUGGUGCAAGCCGCCUACGUCGGCAAGGCCGGUUCGGUACUCGCUGGCGACCUGGGCAUCACCGCUCAGGACGACGUGCUCUUCGCUGUAUUCGCCGAGAGCGACGGGCCCAACAGUGACGUGCCGCGACCGCACUCAGCUUUGUGCGUGUACUCGCUUAAGGCGAUCCGCCGCAAGUUCAUGAGCAAUAUACAGAGAUGUUUCAGCGGCGAGGGACAGCGAGGCCUGGAAUUCAUCUCACCGAGCCACAAAUGCAUAUCAACGGUGAGUCAUUUUGAACAGCUUAAUUUAACCGCUGCUUCUUCUCCGACAUGUACGUAA
Messenger RNA from Cyphomyrmex costatus, 1212 nucleotides. Its product is annotated as plexin-A4. NCBI's taxonomy places the organism in Eukaryota, Metazoa, Arthropoda, Insecta, Hymenoptera, Formicidae. The record is from RefSeq and is a predicted model, not a curated record. Gene Ontology annotation, biological process: regulation of cell migration; semaphorin-plexin signaling pathway. Gene Ontology annotation, cellular component: plasma membrane; semaphorin receptor complex. Gene Ontology annotation, molecular function: protein binding; semaphorin receptor activity. Bases 1 to 1212 code for a protein of 403 amino acids. The transcript has a single exon.